This is a messenger RNA of Exophiala spinifera, 210 nucleotides long. RefSeq lists its product as uncharacterized. Lineage: Eukaryota; Fungi; Ascomycota; Eurotiomycetes; Chaetothyriales; Herpotrichiellaceae. The transcript has a single exon. The record is from RefSeq and is a predicted model, not a curated record. The coding region runs from base 1 to 210 and encodes 69 amino acids.
AUGCAUUUCCUCGGUCACAAGCAUAGUCAACAAGAGGGUGCAGAGGCUCAACCUCGCCGAUCCUCUGUUCGUGAUCUUCAAGCGAGAGCAUAUGCGAAGUGGGUGAUGGAGACAUCCAUUCCACGAAAGCACCACACAAGCAGUUUCGAGGCCGAACGAGCCCGACGACAUUCAGUGGCAGAGGAUCAGGAACUAGUCAUGAGGACGUAA